This is a messenger RNA of Myzus persicae (green peach aphid), 603 nucleotides long. RefSeq lists its product as uncharacterized. NCBI's taxonomy places the organism in Eukaryota, Metazoa, Arthropoda, Insecta, Hemiptera, Aphididae. Bases 1 to 603 code for a protein of 200 amino acids. The transcript has a single exon. The record is from RefSeq and is a predicted model, not a curated record.
AUGGAAAUGGUGAAGACCCUUGGGCUUGUGGAAAUUUCGUCAUCGGGAAGUAGAACAAUAGUGUGGUACUACGCCAAAAAUUUAAAUAGUACCGAAAAUUAUUCCGUGUUUCUCCGUUCACUCAUGCCCGAGUUGAAAAAUGUAUUAAAAACACGAGUACAACAAGGUGCUAUAAAAUUUAAUUUGAAUCUCGAGGCCACCUACAGCCUACCAAGCGUGCUCAAUUCACUGGAGAAUAGGGCAUUUAAAACAUCGGCGGUCAAAAUUUUUCCAGAGAGCAAUAUUACCGAGAUAUUGGAGAGAGCGUAUAUUAAGUUGUUAGUUGAGGAGGAUUUAUAUCGUGGUAGAGGUAGCGGUUUCAGGCUGCAUACUGUCGAUGGGUUAUUGCUGGCUGUAUAUAAAUAUACCCCGAUAGGCGGCUCGAUAUGUAUCGAUCUACCUCAAUCUAUAAAAGAGAACAAGGAACAAGAAAAAACACAUCAAGAGUGUACAGUGUGUAAUCUAUGUAAGUGCAAUAUAGUGGUGGUCGAUAAAGUUAGAGAUCAUGACCAUCCAUCGGGCAAAUUUAGGCAAACCCUGUGCUUUAGUGUAACUUGGCGUUAA